Molecule: messenger RNA, 468 nt
Organism: Myotis daubentonii (Daubenton's bat)
Lineage: Eukaryota; Metazoa; Chordata; Mammalia; Chiroptera; Vespertilionidae
Source: RefSeq, a predicted model, not a curated record
CGCAGCAGCGGAGCUGGGAACCGCUAGGCUGCUCUGCCGUCCAAGCCCAGGUCCUGACGGGGAGCCCGAGAACGAGGGGGAACUUUGGGUUUAAAAGAAUGAGCAUCCAGGUGGUGGUGAGGCCAACAUCGGCGCUUUGGGCUUCUUAGCCUUAGGGCGGUGUUCACUCAGGAGGGCGGGACCUCACCCAGCCACCUGCGUCCACUAGUGUCCGCUGGAGGCUGGCCGCGGGCGGAACCGGCGCUCUGCGUACUCAGGGUCUCCCGGCUGCCCGUGCCCGCAGGUCUUCGGGUCUUCGGGCCUCCGGCGCAGGGCGAUGCCGGCCUCGUCCACCAUCCACGUGCUGCAGCUGCUGCGGGAGCUGCUGGCCUUCGUGCUCCUCAGCUACACGGUGCUCCUGGGCGCAUUGCUGCUGGCCGGCUGGACCACCUACUUCCUGGUGCUGAAGUGACAGCGCCUCCGCGCGGC